Messenger RNA from Acanthopagrus latus (yellowfin seabream), 1225 nucleotides. It is a transcript of the gene ada, whose product is annotated as adenosine deaminase. Bases 16 to 1209 code for a protein of 397 amino acids. The transcript is spliced from 11 exons. Gene Ontology annotation, cellular component: cytosol; external side of plasma membrane. The record is from RefSeq and is a predicted model, not a curated record. Gene Ontology annotation, molecular function: adenosine deaminase activity. Gene Ontology annotation, biological process: negative regulation of adenosine receptor signaling pathway; inosine biosynthetic process; hypoxanthine salvage. NCBI's taxonomy places the organism in Eukaryota, Metazoa, Chordata, Actinopteri, Spariformes, Sparidae.
GCGUGUCCGGGAGUCAUGCAUAUAAUAGCCAGACGAGCCGCUGCUGGGUUUGGCUCCCCAGUCCUCCUCCGCGCUCUGUGCACCAGCAGACCCACCGGCAGCCGCAGGCUCAGUACGAUGGCAGACUUCUCCCCUGAACAAGAGGUGUUCAACAAGCCCAAGGUUGAGCUUCAUGUGCACCUCGAUGGAGCCAUCAGGGUGCAGACAAUUCUCGAUGUCGCCAAGAGACGUGGAAUCCCUCUGAAAGCAAACACCGUGGAGGAGCUGACACAGAUUAUUAUUGUCGAUAAACCUGGCACCCUCACCAAGUUCCUGGGCAAGUUCGCGGAGUACAUGCACGUGGUUGCCGGAGACAGAGAGGCCAUAAAGAGGAUAGCCUACGAGUUUGUCGAGGACAAAGCCAAGGAGGGAGUGAUUUAUGUUGAGGUCAGAUACAGCCCGCAUUUCCUGGCAAACACCAAAGUGGAUCCGAUACCGUGGAACCAGAAAGAAGGGGACCUGAGCCCAGACGAGGUGGUGCAACUGGUUAACGAGGGCCUCAGCAAGGGGGAGAGGGCCUUCAAUAUCAAAGCCAGGUCCAUUCUAUGCUGCAUGCGCCACAUGCCAAGCUGGUCCAUGGAUGUUGUCAAGCUGUGUAAGAAAUAUCGCGAAGAAGGAGUGGUUGCCAUCGAUCUGGCAGGCGAUGAGUCUCUCAACUGUGAGGCCUAUCCAGACCACAGGAACGCCUACGAGGAAGCAGUGCUCUGUGAGAUCCACAGGACAGUUCACGCAGGCGAGGUGGGGCCGGCGUCUGUUGUGAAGGAGGCCGUAGACGUGCUGAAGGCUGAACGGGUUGGACACGGUUACAAUACCCUGCAAGACCAAGACCUGUACAAAAGACUGCUGGCUCAGAACAUGCACUUUGAGGUGUGUCCUAUUUCCAGUAAGCUGACAGGUGCAUGCGACCCAGACUUCACCAAGCAUCCUGUCAUCACAUUCAGAAAGGACAAGGCGAACUACUCCCUGAAUACAGAUGACCCUCUGAUCUUCAACUCAAACCUGGGCCUCGACUACAAAACCGCGCACAAAUACAUGGGAUUCACCGAGGAGGAAUUCAAACGACUGAACAUCAAGUCUGCAGAGUCGUGCUUCCUGCCUGAGACGGAGAAGAAGGAGCUCCUCCAAAGACUCUACGAGGCCUACGGGAUGAUACGGAGCACCGCCUUUUAAACCUGAGGAGGGGGGG